GAAACUCGGCCCCGUUCUCGUUCCAGCGUCGCCAAAGCGCGUCGAGCUCGCUGACCCGGGCGGGGGCUGGCUCCGGCUGCGGUUCUCGGUCGUGCGUCUCCGUAGUGUCUCUGCCCUCGCGGCCGUACCCGGCCUGGCCGGGGCCUUCGAAGUAGUUGUAGUGAAUCGAUAGCGAUUUUUUUUUUAGUCUCCGUCUCCGGUAGUAGGCCACCAGUUCGGACUAGAGUAGCGACCUUUUCCGCACCGAUUGUUUCUCCUCGUCGAGUCGGGCUUGAAUCAGGUCGGCAGGUGGCGUGGUGAGCCCGGUGCGAUAUGCCACUGGUCCUGGCCGCAGGCCGUGUCAUGUUUCUCCUCUGACCUUGCGAGGCCUGUGAUAGGUUCUGGCUGAGCUUGAUCGCCCUGAACUCACAUUGUGGUCUAUUGUGGUGAACAAUGUCGAGGAGGUAUGUUCGGAUGUGUGAUUCUUCCGUCAGAUCCGCCGCGGUCACCUUGCUUCGUAGUCAUGAAUUUCCGCUCUGUUCAUGGAGCUGUUGACAGAAUCAUGAGUUUUCCCAUACUUUUGACGAACGCUAGAGCUUGUCACUUCACGGUAUGCUCGGGGUAUGAAGCGGACAGUAUUUCCAAGGUGCAACACCUUGCCAAAACCUCUGGGCGCCAUUACAUUAUACUUUAUUCGUUACAACCCCGGGACCUUCGCUCCCUUUGACUCCUCAAUUUCCGUUGCGGAGUCUUGAUCUCUUCUCAGCAUCUGUGGACGUCGUCUCGGUUAGCCUUGAGCUCGCGAACGGAAAGCUACCUGGGCAUUAUCAUCGAGAUGGUCCUCCAACCUUCCAUGGGUGGUUUUUCUCGCCAGCUGCAGGUUCUUCCAGAGUAGGAGAAUCGACCGACGCGGCUGCAGUGUGGUCGGGAGGAAGCAACAUGGAGAAACUCGGAAGAUCAGUUGGAGAAUUGGAGGGAGUCUAGCGAAGUAGAGCAUCUUUCGUUGGACUGAGAACAGGAGCAGCGCGGGGCUUGAUUGCCAGGUAGCAAGUUCAGUAAGUCCGGAAGGCAUGGAGCGAAGCGGACGGUUGAAUGCGACGGGCCCUGGAAUCGAAUUCUUUCUCAACCGAAUUUCUCCAUUCAUGUCCGAUGGCAGGACCCUUGCUUAGCACCCAUAGAAAUGGAUGAGAACUCCGACUAGUUUCGCACUGUUCUUCGAAAGACGGGACGCGAGAGGACCACUAGGAAGACAAGUCGAAGAUAGGGCCGGAGAUGCACGCCACCGAGGUGGGAUUAUCUCCUCGCAGGGAGGAGGAUACAGGGAAGUCCUUGAGGGAAAACGAUUUGAUAAGCAUGUUUAACGAUAACGAUCCGCAGUCUGUAGACAUGAGAGCCCAACUUUUGCAAUAUGCAUUGGCGAAUCAGGAACUUGUGGCUAAACUUGCCGCGAGCGACUCUGAGAGAGAAGCUUUGAAGGCUGCCAACGUCGAGCUGACAAGACAGGUUGCUGAGAUGCGAAGCAGACUCGCAUUAGGUGGUGGCUGUGUAAGAGACAGCUCCGAGCAAGCAGACGAAGGCACCUUCUUCGCCACAGCCUGCGAGCAAGUUGAGCGUCAGGACGAUGCACAAGUUCCAGGUUAUUUAGAUGUGGAGACGGCCAAUUUUUUGCUCAAUGCUCUGCAGGACUCUCCGGUCUAUGUGAGCUACAGUGACCGCGACUUGCGCUACGUAUGGUGUAAUCGGACAAUGAAAGGCUUUUCAAUUAAGGAUGUUAUUGGGAAACGUGAUGAUGAACUUGGACCUCCCGGCACUGAAGGUUUGCUGGACGCGUUAGAGCUUAAGAGAAAAGCUCUUGUUACUCGAGAAACUCAAAUAGCUCAAGUCAGAAUGAAUAUGCCUGAUAUUGGACGCGUGUGUUUGAUAACGACAAGUCGCCCUCAUUUUGACUGUGAUGGGAAUCUUGUUGGUGUUUCUAACGCCGCGAUUGAUAUCACAGAGCAGAUGGAAGUGCAAGAACAUCUAUCAAGCCUGAAGAAGGAGGUUAUGGCACAUAAAGCAACUGAACAGGAGUUACGCCAAGCAGUUCAUAACACAGAAGAAGCAAUAUGUGCAAAGAACAUGUUCCUGGCUAUUAUGUCACACGAGAUCCGAACUCCGCUGAAUGGACUCCUUGGGCUCGCUGAAGCUUUAGAUGCCACAGUUUUGAACGCAGAGCAACAGGAGUUGGUGAACGCCAUGCUCUCUUCUGGAGUCAUUAUCGCAGACAUAUUGGGUGACAUUUUAGAUCUUGCGAGCAUGGAAGCCGGAGGAUCGAUGCAUCUGGAAGAGCAGCCGUUUUCUCCUUCAGAAGCUGUUCAGGACAUAAUGAAAAUGGCUGUCGCUGCCACUAGAGAAAAAGGAAUUCAAGUGCUUUGUGACGUGGCAAGCGAUGUACCGUCCAAGCUCAUAGGCGACCCGCUUCGGGUUCGGCAGGUGAUGAAGUACCUCAUUUUAAAUGCUAUCAAGUUCACUCAUGUUGGUACUGUAACGAUUAGAGUUGGAGUUAGGAGUGUAUCUACUCCUUCACUUGAAACUUCAUCUAUCAAACAGGAAGAGAGACAAGGCAUGAGAAGCACAGAUUUUAUAACCAAACGCAAAGCAAUGUCUGAUGUCGAUGAUAGAGGUGAUUCUCAAUUAGAUUCCGGCGAACCGUCUGCAAGCUCGAUGUAUAGAAGGACCCCUGAUAAAGAUGAUUCCCCAAGUAGUUCACGCUCAUUCAGCACAGAGCAGAAAAGGACGCAUUUCACGGGUUCCAAUAGUGAAGAUUCAGUGGAGAGGCUAAGUAAAGUAGGAAAUUCGAAGUUUGAGAAUGGAUCUAUACUUGUACGGCACGACUCUAUUCCAGGUGCAGAACCAAGACAUCUACCCAGUGGAUGGAACGAAGCGACCCCGAUGGUGGGAGUUGAGGAAGCUGCGGUUCCACAUCAACACACGUCAGAAUCUAUGAAAAGCCAGAUAAAUGCAAACGCUGAAGAGGUUUAUUUGUGGUGUGAAAUUGUCGAUACAGGGGUUGGCAUCCCUGAAGAGGCUUUUCCAACAUUAUUUGACAAAUUCACUCAAGUAAACACCGGCCCAACCAGGAUAUAUGGAGGUACCGGACUUGGAUUAGCAAUUUGUAAGCAGCUGGUUGAGCUGAUGGGAGGUGAGCUGACUGUCAAAAGUGAAGUCGGAAAGGGUUCGACUUUCACUUUCAAUGUGCUGUGUAAAGUUUCUCAACCGAAGGAAGAGAGACCUUGCGAUACGGUAUGUCAACCACCUUCCAGUGUCAAGGGUCAGACCAAAGAUGUGUCCGAAAGUGAGGAGCAAUUGGCCUUCACUCCUUUGCAAACAUCUUCAUUGACAACCAAUGUGGAUUCGGCGGAUGCGAGUUCCAAGCAAGAAGGAAAGAUACAACCCAGGAUUUUGCUGGCUGAAGAUAAUAAGGUAAAUGUUAUGGUGGCCAUCUCAAUGUUGAAAAGGCUUGGGUUUACAGCUCAAGUAGUAGCUAACGGGGUUGAAGCAUUAGAAGCUAUACGUAAAGAUCAUUAUGACCUCGUCCUCCUCGACAUCUGUAUGCCUCUGAUGGAUGGUUUACAAGUGGCGUAUGCCAUAAGGCGAUACGAGGAAACAGGAGAAUGGCCUGAAGAUGACCUUAGAGACAUCUUUGCUAGUGCGUCGAAGUCCAUGUUGCAAGUGGAGAGCGACAAGGAGAAUCGUGAAGCUCAGACGCAUUCAGAAACCAGCAAGGACAAACGAGAACGGAUGAAGAACGCUUUAGAAGGUUUGAGGAAAAGUGGUUUAAGCGGGCGCAGAUUACCCAUAGUGGCCGUCACUGCCAAUGCUUUGAGGUCCGAUGUCGAUAAGUACUUCGCGCACGGAAUGGAUGCUUUCAUUGCAAAGCCUGUUAUGUUUCAAAAGCUGCGGGAAACUCUGGCGAAAUACCUGCCUCUGCAGACGCAACAGCAGGCUGAUGUCCCUGAAGGCAGCACUAGUACGAGUGCUAAAGCCAGUGAGGAAAGUUGAUUUACAUCAUUGUUCAGUCAACGGAGUACUUAGAGAAAUGUCUUCCCAUUCGGGGUAAAUGUCAAUAUGUGCCUGGAUUAGUGACACUUUACCAGUUUGUAUAGACACUUUGUUCUUUCCGACAGUAGGUACAUUUCGUCCUGGUGCAUAGAUCGAUUUCUUGGGGCUUGGCCAUGGGCAUAUGUGAAGCACCCCUGAGUUUCAAGCCGUGAAAUCACGUAUUCGGGGGUUAUGCAUAGUGCGCUCCAAUCUACAGUAGAAACACUCUUGUACCAUAUUAGAUCAGUUUAAUUCUUGAUACAGUAGCACAGUUUUUUCCGGCAAUUCGGUUUGAACUAAAUUCACUGAAACGUGAGUAUGCAGUGAUCUUCCACUUGAAGCAACUGCUUUAAGUGGAAGAUCUGUCUCCUGUCUGGGCGUGUCUGGGCACAGUAGAACUGUCCCUUGCCUGAAAUAAGAGCAUACGUCAUCACUCAAGGUAGUUCUUUAUAAAACGACAACGUCACUCGGGCACACAACUUCCCCCUUUCCAGUAUUCUCAUGUAUAAGUUGCGUCUAAUCGUGGCCGAGACUUACAUUCGAAAUGACGUUACUUUUCGAAUAGGUUGUCUACUCAAGGGGUUUGCUUCAAACACCCAUCUGACCCUGAGUACCACUACAUACCCGCACAUUGAAUUAACUGUGGAGAAG
Marchantia polymorpha subsp. ruderalis is the source of this 4710-nucleotide messenger RNA. The record is from the annotation of a GenBank genome assembly. NCBI's taxonomy places the organism in Eukaryota, Viridiplantae, Streptophyta, Marchantiopsida, Marchantiales, Marchantiaceae.